AUGUUGCGAAUAUCGAGGCAGGCAGUUGGAACGACGUGGAGAAACGCACGAAGUUACUCUAGUGGUCUUGUUGAGGCAUUCGAUCAUCCAAGCAAUCCACAGCCAUUAAAGGCUACGACGAGUGGCGGGCUCUUCAAAUUCCCUCAACUUACCUCACCAGAAUCAUUUAAGCCAAUAAGCGAUCGCACAAUUAUCUACUCUAGCGCAUUGGUCGAUAGAAUCGUCAACGCACCCUCAAAUGGCGUCUCAGAGAUGCGCAAGGUCGUCAAGAACCUCGACCGCUUAUCUGAUGGAUUAUGUAGGGUGAUCGAUUUGGCUGAGCUCGUGAGGAACGUUCAUCCUGAUGUAAAAUGGAUUGAAGCGGCCGAUAACACGUACGAUAGGCUCUGCGAGUACAUGAAUGAGCUUAAUACUCAUGUAGGAUUAUACCAGGCCCUUAGAGAAACUGUGCAGAAUCCUGCUAUUCAUUUAGAUUACUCUGCUAAUCAAGUUGCACUCUUGUUCCUUCGAGACUUUGAGAAAUCUGGCAUACACUUGUCAGACGCCUCAAGAAGAAGAUUCGUAGAACUCUCAUCAGAGUCUUUGCUACUUGGAAGGAAGUUCCUGAUGAAUCAGGGUCAAGAUAGUGACGUUCGGAGGGUGACUUUGUCGCCGGCAGAUCUAAUGGGUAUACCAGCAGAAUUUUUGAGACACUUGGCACCAUCAGACAAUAAGGGCAAUAGAAUAUUAGACGCUCAUGGCUGGGAAGCUCAAGUUUUGUACAGAUUCGCACCAUCACCAGAAGCAAGAGUCAAAAUACAUGUUGCUUCGAAUGCAGCAUCUGAAGAGGAAGUUGAUACAUUGGAAAAGUUGCUCGAAUCACGCGCUGAGACUGCUAAACUUAUCAAUUACCCAACUUACUCGCACGUCGCACUCUCCGAUAAGAUGGUUGAUGAUCCUAACCAAGUCCUGGUUUUCCUGGAAUCGCUUGUCAACGUGAACAAACCUUUUGCUGGUGGUGACGUCAACAAGCUGUUAAUCUCCGCUAAAGAAAGUCUUGGUGUGCCUUCAAUACCGCCAAUGAAGGCAUCAGAUAGAGAAUUUUUCAUGCAAAUGCGUGCAAGCAGUAUCGGGGAAAGCUCAUCUCUAGAACCACUAUCACCAUAUUUAUCACUUGGUAAUGUUAUGGCUGGAUUAAGCUCAGUAUUGGAACAGUUGUAUGGUAUAAAGUUCGUUCCUCGUCAGGUUGAAGCAGGCGAGGUCUGGGAUCCGAGCGUAAGAAGGUUGGAUGUAUAUGAUACGUCUAGCAAUGCGAUUGUGGGAACAAUUUAUGCCGACUUAUUUGCUAGAUAUCCAAAGCAAGGCACAGCGGCUCACUAUACAGUGCAGUGCUCAAGGAGAGUGGACGAUGACGACUACGUACCUGGUGAAGAGGACAGGAGAGAGUCAGGAUCAGUAAUUCAAAACGAAGACGGUAGAUUUCAGUUACCGAUUGUCGUUUUAGCGUGUACAUUCGACAAACCAUCUGCCAAUCAACCAACUCUUCUUAGUUGGCAGGAGGUUGAAACGAUUUUCCAUGAAAUGGGACAUGCAAUUCACUCGAUGAUUGGGAGGACAGAGUAUCAAAAUUGCUCUGGUACGAGAUGUGCGACGGACUUUGUUGAAAUGCCAUCGAUAUUGAUGGAGCAUAUACUAGCAAACCCAAAAAUUCAAUCAGUCGUUGGUAAACAUUGGAAGACUGGGAAAAGUUUGCCACCGAAGCUCGUUGAAGCGCAUUUAGCACAAUUGAAUGCAUUGCCUGCUCUCGAGACUCACGGACAGCUACUAAUGGCGUUGAUUGAUCAGGCUUAUCACUCACAGCAAGCGCCAUUAAACGGAAAGCUAGGCUGGUCAACUGAUAUGUGGUACGAAGUUCAGUCGCAGCAUGGAGUCAUACCACCAAUCAAGGACACUGCAUGGCAAGUUCAGUUCGGACAUCUUUUCGGAUACGGUGCAACGUAUUAUUCAUAUCUAUUUGACCGAGCAUUAGCAUCGAAGAUCUACAAGGAUGUGCUAUCACCUGACCCACUGAGCCGAGAUGCUGGACACAGAUUACGCGAAGAGGUGCUUAGAUGGGGUGGUGGGAGAGACCCUUGGGAGAUGCUCGCUGAUCUGCUAGGUGGUGAGGAUGCAGAGUUGAUAUCGAAGGGAGGUGUCGAUCUGUCAUACGCUAACGCAGCUGCAUUCAACGCACCACCAGAAUCUGAGCAGGUUAAACCAAGCAACGAAUUCCUUGAGGGACAGAACAACGAGAGGGCAGGACUCCCAGACAUGGACACCAAAGUAAACGUUGUCGAGCACGAAUACAUGGACCAUCCAUCCACUGAGGGUGCUCAAGCUGCUCAAGCUGCCCAAAAUAGACUGCAAGACGAGGAAAAGAAGACACACCGCGAGAAGCACCAUUCGCACAGUAAGCCAAAGCCAAAGACUGAGAAGAAGGUUGAGAAAGCUGAGGAGGCAGGUCUUACGUGCUUACAAAAAGUCAAAAACUUGGCUGGUGAUCGUAAGAAUCAACAGAUUGCUCUUUCAUUGAUCAACGCGUCAUUGUUAUCUGCUACUGGCUACUUGGGUUUCAAGAACUGGAACGAACGCUGGGAUCGCAGAGUCAUCUCUGCUGCUUCAGUUACCUUCUUGGCUUUAGCUACAGGACAAGGAUACGUCUACAAGAAGUAA
Messenger RNA from Wallemia ichthyophaga EXF-994, 2691 nucleotides. RefSeq lists its product as uncharacterized. The transcript is spliced from 6 exons. Gene Ontology annotation, biological process: peptide metabolic process. Gene Ontology annotation, molecular function: metalloendopeptidase activity. The record is from RefSeq and is a predicted model, not a curated record. Bases 1 to 2691 code for a protein of 896 amino acids. Gene Ontology annotation, cellular component: mitochondrion. NCBI's taxonomy places the organism in Eukaryota, Fungi, Basidiomycota, Wallemiomycetes, Wallemiales, Wallemiaceae.